AUGGCUAAGCUAGCCGCGGGCUACAAGACAGCUUCAAGCUGGUUGAAAGUACGAAGCUUAUCGGACGUAUCGACCUUAUCGAGCCUGCCGAUGCAAUCAACCUCAUCCACAACCACGUCCAUCGCCGCGGUCCCUCACGAGAACACACCCUUCAGCCAUUUGGCCAUCCUUCGGGGUAUACACAGCACCUUGAUCGAAAAGUCUUAUCCGCAAAAACCAGAUAUCAGUCCCUCGGUUCUCGGAAGCCUCAGCGAGAGGAUAGUCGAACGUGUCCAACAGGAGAUCGCCACGAUCGUGUCGACUGACGGUUUCGGUCCCGGAACAGACUGGGAUCGGCGCGUUCUCAGGCCGAUGAUCGCGACGUUUGAGAUCGAGGAGGACCUCGGAAUGUGUCAGGGGGAUGCAGAGUACGUGUUCCUGCUGGUUACUGUACUGUCAUUGGCGUACGAACUCUUGCUCUUAAUGGAUAAGAGCAAGGCAAGCAAAACGCAUGCAUUCCUUGAACAAGUGUUCGACGAGUGCUUCGUAGAGCCAGAGAUUUGCCGAACAGUUGGACUUCUACUCGACGCUGAACGGGAGCGGCUGGCUCGAAUGAACGCCGAAAUCAAGACAACGAAGGCGAUCCAGGAUAUGCGGAUGCUGCUGCCCGAAAUCAACAUGUGUAUAACGGUGUGGGAUGUGAGCAUACUCCGUAGCCUGCGAACCAGCGAAAUUCCGAGUUAUGUCCAACGGCACGUGCGCGUGUACGAUGUGCUGAAGCCGGAGGCACGCAUCUCUAGGUGGAGCGACGAGGCGGCCACCACGUUCUUCCAAGAAGCUAGGACAUUCGCACCAGUGCGAUGUGCGACCGAGGCCGCUCCCGAUGUGCAGGUGAAGGUCUUCCUGGAGCGCGGUUGUUCUUUGCCGAUCUACUUCGUAACCUCCGUCGCCUUUCGUGGGGAUCGCACGAUAAUACACACGUCCGAGGGUCUAAGUAUGGAGCUUGAGGAGAGCUGUUCAAUCUCUUCGAUUACCGGGGUCUGUGACAGAAUGCGCCUUGCGAUGUGGGAGGGUUCCAAGGAUGGCUUCAUUGGUACGAUAUCCAUUCCCCCGGGUUGCUCGUAUCGCGCGGCCAACGUGGACUGCGUAGCCGAGGGGAUAAGCAAUACGCUCCUGACGGUUAUUGAUACAGCGACUGCUACCUUUGAAUACAACGACAGCUACCACUACUACAAUUUCAACUACAGCUUCAACUACAAAAACUUCAACUUUGACAACACCAACUACACCAACUUCAACUACUACCACCACUACAACAAGACACUAACUAUCAAGAUGUUGUUCACGAUGCUCAUCACCAGAAUCUUGUUCUGUCUUGUGGCCUUCGCCACCGGCGCUCCCGUCAACGUCGAUCCCCGGAAACCACCACCAACGCAGGGCCCCGGCGGAUAUGUCUCAGCGCCUUCAUAUUCUUCGGACAGCUGUGGCCUUGUCACCCCCACCGCCGAGACCUGGAGGCAGAACCUACCAAACAUCAAGGUAUUUGCCGCUGCGUACUGGACCGGCUACCUGAACGACCCAGGCUACAACUCGUUCCCGCACUAUCUUCGCGACAAGCUUGCGCCCAAUGUAGCGCCAAGUGCCUCCUAUUGCGACACCGUUGGAGGAUGCAGCUUCUCUUGCCAAGCUCUCAGUCCCUCGCUAUCGCAACACGAUAAGCAGAUGGCUUACUUCCUCUUCGAACAGAUCGCCGGUGUGGACCACCUGUUGAAGAGCCUUCGCGAAGGCUUACAGGAAGGUGCAUUGUAUGCGGAUGGACAAGUGCCUUCACUUGUGGCGAGAUACAGCGCUGCAGCACGCAUCUCGACGCAAAUUCAACAGGAGAAGAAUGACCACAGGAGGAUGGAGAAGCUCGGCAUGACCGCCGUCUCCGCUCUACUGAUGAUGGCUGGUGGGGCACUAGCUAUCCCAGGUUUCAUUGGACUCGACAAGACUGCCGCACCUUCGAUGGUUAACAUGGCCGCGUCUACCUACAUCUCCGUCGUCGGCACAAUCAACACCGCUCGAGCUGACCCUGAGAAGCUUCCUGACAAUAUCGAGGAUGUUAUACGCUCAUCCCUAAACGACUUUCGCCAUCACAGUAUGAUCAGCAUUGCACAUGAGUCGAAGCAGCUCAUGGAAGGGGACAAGAACAACCAUGGCCAAGACCUGCUCGGUCUCAUGCAGGGUCAAGACUUCUUCAGAAGAGAUGGCAAUAUCCAAGAGGAUAUCAUGAGGAUGUCCGAGAAGGUCUUCAAGCAUGCUGUGAUCAACGCAUUGUGGCAAUGGGAACGGCCCUAUAUCGUUGAUGCUGACGUCCCUACAGGUGCCUGUGAGGUAGACAUUCGUGGACCGACCGAGAACCGAGUGUGCCUGCCGGAACGUCCGGAUCACUCAUACUGGAUAUACGCCUUGGAUAUCUCGCAGGAGAACGACCCUGGUAAAAACCACAAAGCGUUGAUCCAUGGCCCCACAGGAUAUCGAAACUUCUUCGAAGGACAGAACUCCGACGUCUACGGAGCUACCUUGAAGGAUGUCGUCCGCUCAUCCCUUGCGGUUCAUGAGCACAAUCUGUAUGACGCUCUACAAACUGCGGACUUCCAGACGGUCCAGUCGGCUCUAGGACAGGCGAUGAACGCGGGCAACGGCCAAGUCAACCUCAUGGGCGCCUACACGUUAGCGAUCGCCCGCAAUCCCCGCGGCGAAGCCAUUUCCAGCGUCUGGUCCACACACGGUCGGAACUUCCCUUGCAUGGUCGGCGAGUUCGGAUGGAACGACAACACAUACAAUCCUUACCAGGACCAGACCUUCAACUUCCUGGUUCGAAGCGGUCUCAUGUUCUCGGAAGAUUGGGAGAACCUUUGCCACAACGAAGGCCAUUGCAAAGGCGAUAAUGAUGUCGAUUGGCAUUCGGAACUCGACGCUCUCCGCAAACCAGGUGAUCCGCCGAUUCCCGGCAGCUUGAAGCACCCGUUCAAGAAGUGCAAGCAGAAGACCAAGCAUGAUUACGGUGACCCUUCCUCCGACUUCAAUCCUCCUCGUGCGAGGGAUCUGAGUGCUGAGUUCGCGAAUGCGACGAUGUCAUGGGCCUAA
Messenger RNA from Alternaria viburni, 3111 nucleotides. RefSeq lists its product as uncharacterized. Bases 1 to 3111 code for a protein of 1036 amino acids. The record is from RefSeq and is a predicted model, not a curated record. NCBI's taxonomy places the organism in Eukaryota, Fungi, Ascomycota, Dothideomycetes, Pleosporales, Pleosporaceae. The transcript is spliced from 4 exons.